Prunus armeniaca (apricot) is the source of this 396-nucleotide messenger RNA. The record is from the annotation of a GenBank genome assembly. NCBI's taxonomy places the organism in Eukaryota, Viridiplantae, Streptophyta, Magnoliopsida, Rosales, Rosaceae.
AUGGGUGCCUUGCAGGGCUUCCGAUUUCAUCCUCAAGGAGUACAACAAAAUGAUGGGUUCGGACGAUAUUUAGGACUCACUGCUGAUUUUGGUGCAUCAAAACACCUGGUCUUUGAGGAGGUGCGCAACAAAAUUAAUGCCAAACUUAUGGGGUGGUCUGAACAAUACUUAUCUCAAGCUGGGAAGGAAGUUUUGAUCAAAGCAGUGGCUAUGGCUAUGCCUAAUUAUGCUAUGUCCUGUUUUAAGUUACCCAUUAAUUUAUGCAGGGAGAGUGAAAGGGUGAUCAUUAAUUAUUGGUGGAAGGGGCACAAGGAGCAUAAGGGUAUCCACUGGGUUGGAUGGCAACGUCUCAGUAUGAUGAAAGAGGCAAGGGGGUAUGGGUUUUCGAGAUCUUAG